AGUGAGCCUGUGUUCAUGCCAGUGAGCUGCUGUGGCUCAGAUACUAAUACUUUCUUUCCAAACAGCGUAAGAAGUGAUUGAGCCACACGUAUACUGAAGGAAGGGCUCCCUCGAGUUGUGGUAUGAAGAGAUAAAUCACCAGUCACAGACUAUGCACCCGACUGCUGCUGUUCAGUCCAGGGAAAAUGAAAGUUGGAGUGCUGUGGCUCAUUUCUUUCUUCACCUUCACUGAUGGCCACGGUGGCUUCCUGGGGAGAAAUGAUGGCAUCAAAACAAAAAGAGAACUCAUUGUGAAUAAGAAAAAACAUCUAGGCCCAGUCGAAGAAUAUGAGCUGCUGCUUCAGGUGACCUAUAGAGAUUCCAAGGAGAAAAGAGAUUUGAGAAAUUUUCUGGAGCUCUUGAAGCCUCCAUUAUUAUGGUCACAUGGGCUAAUGAAGAUUAUCAGAGCAAAGGCUACCACAUACUGCAACAGCCUGAAUGGGGUCCUGCAGUGUACCUGUGAAGACAGCUACACCUGGUUUCCUCCCUCAUGCCUUGAUCCCCAGAACUGCUACCUUCACACGGCUGGAGCACUCCCAAGCUGUGAAUGUCAUCUCAACAACCUCAGCCAGAGCGUCAAUUUCUGCGAGAGAACAAAGAUUUGGGGCACUUUCAAAAUUAAUGAAAGGUUUACAAAUGACCUUUUGAAUUCAUCUUCUGCUAUAUACUCCAAAUAUGCAAAUGGAAUUGAAAUUCAACUUAAAAAAGCAUAUGAAAGAAUUCAAGGUUUUGAGUCGGUUCAGGUCACCCAAUUUCGGAAUGGAAGCAUCGUUGCUGGGUAUGAAGUUGUUGGUUCCAGCAGUGCAUCUGAACUGCUGUCAGCCAUUGAACAGGUUGCCGAGAAGGCUAAGACAGCCCUUCACAAGCUGCUUCCGUUAGAAGACAGCUCUUUCAGAGUGUUCAGAAAAGCCCAGUGUAACGACAUUGUUUUUGGAUUUGGGUCCAAGGAUGAUGAAUAUACCCUGCCCUGCAGCAGUGGCUACAGGGGAAACAUCACAGCCCGGUGUGAGUCCUCUGGGUGGCGGGUCAUCAGGGAGACUUGUGUGCUGUCUCAGCUUGAAGAACUGAAGAAGAAUUUCAGUAUGAUUGUAGGCAAUGCCACUGAGGCAGCUGUGUCAUCCUUGGUGCAAAAUCUUUCCGUCAUCAUUCGGCAAAACCCAUCAACCACAGCGGGGAAUCUGGCUUCCGUGGUGUCGAUUCUGAGCAAUAUUUCAUCUCUGUCACUGGCCAGCCAUUUCAGGGUGUCCAAUGCAACAAUGGAGGAUGUCAUCAGUAUAGCUGACAAUAUCCUUAAUUCAGCCUCAGUAACCAAUUGGACAGUCUUACUGCAGGAAGAAAAGUAUGCCAGCUCACGGUUACUAGAGACAUUGGAAAACAUCAGCACUCUGGUGCCUCCGACAGCCCUUCCUCUGAAUUUUCCUCGGGAAUUCAUUAACUGGAAAGGGAUUCCAGUGACCAAAAGCCAACUCAAAAGGGGUUACAGCUAUCAGAUUGAAAUGUUUCCCCAAAAUACAUCUAUUCCCAUCAGAGGCCGUGUGUUAAUUGGGUCAGACCAAUUCCAGAGAUCCCUUCCAGAAACUAUUAUCAGCAUGGCCUCAUUGACUCUGGGGAACGUUCUACCCGUUUCCAAAAAUGGAAACGCUCAGGUCAAUGGACCUGUGAUAUCCACGGUUAUUCAAAACUAUUCCAUAAAUGAAGUUUUCCUAAUUUUUUCCAAGAUAGAGUCAAACCUGAGCCAGCCUCAUUGUGUGUUUUGGGAUUUCAGUCAUUUGCAGUGGAACGAUGCAGGCUGCCACCUAGUGAAUGAAACUCAAGACACCGUGAUGUGCCGAUGUACUCACUUGACCUCCUUCUCCAUGUUGAUGUCACCUUUUGUCCCCCCUACAAUCUUCCCCGUUGUAAAAUGGAUCACCUAUGUGGGACUGGGUAUCUCCAUUGGAAGUCUCAUCUUAUGCCUGAUCAUCGAGGCUCUGUUUUGGAAGCAGAUUAAAAAAAGCCAAACUUCCCACACACGUUGUAUUUGCAUGGUGAACAUAGCCCUGUCCCUCCUGAUUGCUGAUGUCUGGUUUAUUGUUGGUGCCACAGUGGACACCACAGUGAACCCUUCUGGAGUCUGCACAGCUGCUGUGUUCUUUACACACUUCUUCUACCUCUCUUUGUUCUUCUGGAUGCUCAUGCUUGGCACCCUGCUGGCUUACCGGAUCAUCCUUGUGUUCCAUCACGUGGCCCAGCAUUUGAUGAUGGCUGUUGGAUUUUGCCUGGGUUAUGGGUGCCCUCUCAUUAUAUCUGUCAUUACCAUUGCUGUCACGCAACCUAGCAAUACUUACAAAAGGAAAGAUGUGUGUUGGCUUAACUGGUCCAAUGGAAGCAAACCACUCCUGGCUUUUGUUGUCCCUGCACUGGCUAUUGUUGCUGUGAACUUCGUUGUGGUGCUGCUAGUUCUCACAAAGCUCUGGAGGCCGACUGUUGGGGAAAGACUGAGUCGGGAUGACAAGGCCACCGUCGUCCGCGUGGGGAAGAGCCUCCUCAUUCUGACCCCUCUGCUAGGGCUCACCUGGGGCUUUGGAAUAGGAACAAUAGUGGACAGCCAGAAUCCGGCAUGGCAUGUUAUUUUUGCUUUACUCAAUGCAUUCCAGGGAUUUUUUAUCUUAUGCUUUGGAAUACUCUUGGACAGUAAGCUGCGACAACUUCUGUUCAACAAGUUGUCUGCCUUAAGUUCUUGGAAGCAAACAGAAAAGCAAAACUCAUCAGAUUUAUCUGCCAAACCCAAAUUCUCAAAGCCUUUCAACCCACCGCAAAACAAAGGCCAUUAUGCAUUUUCUCCUACUGGAGAUUCCUCCAACGACAUCAUGCUAACUCAGUUUUUCUCAAAUGACUAAGGCAAGGAAUCAUAAAAUCAAGAAAAAUUUCCAAAACAACUUGACAUUUAGAGACAAAUGUCAAUGAAGAAAUUAUGCUCAGUAUUCGACUGGGUUUUCUGAUUUAGGGGUCUGGGAAUAAAACAAGAAUGUCUCAGUGGCUUCAUUACUGUUCCCUUUUGUCUUCAAUUAAAUGAAAAGAAGAUUUAUUUCCAUGUGAUUUGAUUCAAAGACAGUGCUCCAUAAAUGCAGAAGAGUAGGUUUUGUUAGAAAUUGUGUCAGUUGUAGCUUGACCGUAAAAUAUGGUUUCUGUUUUCAUAAAACAGCAUUAUUCACAUGGCAUUUCCAAUAACCUGGAUUGAAGUAAGAAAAUUUUAUGGAAUAGAUUUAGAUAAAUUAAUAGGCCGCGUUCAUUUUCUUGUCAAAAAGUUACUGGUGGGGGGAGGGUGGGAAAAAGUUAUCAGUGCAAAUUUCCUAGAUAAAAAAACCAUUUCUCUUUCAAAUUUUCCAGUUGAAUUUUAUGUUUGCUUUUGCUUUUUAGGUUCUAUCACUUAACAUUGAAAGUUAAUCAGAAAUGAAAUGUAAACUUCCAUUUCAGAUAGCUUUGUAACCAUUUAUCAGAAAGUAUAAUAAUGUGAUAUGAUAUGUAAUGUGGUAUUUUUCAGUUUACAAGGCACUUUCAUCUGGUCCUAAACCCUGCAAACCAAAGUGUCAAGGCAGACCUAGUGCAGAGAUGAGGGCAUGGGGGCUCAGAGAGGUAAAGUGACUUGCCAAAGAUUGUGAAGACAGUUAAGGGGAAUUGGGGAUUUUUAGGACUUUUGUCUCCCAGACCAUUUCUACAGCCAAUAAAAGCCUUGAAAAUUACCUUUAGCCCUAGUAAAUCUUUAUGAGGUCAGUUACACAGUUCACCACUCCCAGAAUUCUAUGUAAGAGAGAAAUUAAGGGAGAAUUUGGUUGUCAGCUUCCAGGGAGAUACCUUAAAACAUCCUUAUUUUCUUUCAUAAUACACCAUAGGCACUUUGUGGAAGUUAUUUUCUUGGACAGCCAGUGCCACUUUUGGAUGACAUACAGAGCAGCAGGAGCUGAUGCUAUGUAAAGCAACACUUCUCUUCCAUACUUCCAUCACAUUUGGCUCACCUACCUGAGUUUCAGCCAUGACCAUAGUGCCCAGAGGAACCCAAGCCUUUGAUUCAUCCUUGCUGUUUUGAGAGGCUUAGGGAGUGUCUCUUAGCCUCCUGACGUGGAAAGCCUUCACGCUAUGCAAAUAAAGACAGCUGGGGGAACUUCUAGUUAGUGGUGGUAGAUUAAAUAAGCAUACCUAAGAGAAAUUCAAAGUUAGAUUUCCACAAGGCACCAGGGUGCAGCACACAUGAAAUAUGAAAGUGAGAGGUUCAAAGGAAGUGACUGAGGACCACUUAGAUGGUUCUAUACCCCACAAAUAUAUACGAGAGUCAACAGAAUUUUAUGAGAAAGAUUUCCUUGCAGAAAACUGCUCUAUGAGCCUUCUCACUCUACCUACCCACAAAAGUGAGAGAAGGAGGAAUGUCUGCUUCUUGACCUCAAACUUAGUGAGAGAAGAUUUCUCAGAUAGCUUUCUAUGGAACCACAACAAUUAGGGUGCAUGGCUGAUGGAAGUCUGACUCUUGCCUAGAAUUGUGGCCACAGCUCCAGUAGCAGAGCCCUGAAUGGGUUCUGUGUUGAGAAUAGCCUGUAGGUCUAGUGUUUGUCAGGGCAAUGGAUGUGUGUGUUUCCCAUGAACCAUGGUGACACAUGCAAGAGUGAAGGUCAGCAUGGGGCUCUUUUAGGUCCUCUCUGAUAGGGUUGUCCAAAGAGGUAGAGAGAACCCAGCAUCAAGAAGUGGGAGAUGAAGCCAGAUUGUGGGAUGAGGGAGGAGUCACAAAUGACCACCUGGAAUACAAAAGAAUCUGCACAGGCUAAAGAUGAGAAGUCAGGACUAUGAGAAUUUCUAUGGGAGUUCUUGAAUGCUCCCUCUCUUAUUAUACACAAUUACUAUCCAGAGAACCCUGACACCAUGUGAAGGCGGCCCUAUCUCAUAAGACAAAUUUCUUUUUUCUGGGACCUUGGGGAAGGGGAGGCCAGAAACCUCAGUGUCCAAGGCGGGGUGGAAGGAAAGGGAGAAAUCUUAGCAAAAAUGUCAACCAGCAAGGGAAGACGUGCUAGUGCAAGUAGGCAACUCAACACAAGACUCAUUUGGGGAGGGAAGAAAAAUUUAGUACUAAAUUAUUGUAGUUUCUUCUUAUUAUAGGUGACUGGGAGUCAUAAUUACCAAACUAUUUAAAAUGACCAAAAUGUUGCUCUUACCUGAGUAUGUUGGUAUAUAACUGGAAUGUAUCUGAUAGAAGAAAAGCUUCUCCCACUGAAUAAAUUUUAUGAGGAUGAUGAGAGACAAAAAAUGUUUGAUUAGAUAUCAUGUAUGUGCAUGCUUGUCUAAUUCACUGAUUAUGCAUACAUUCACCUCAAAAUGCUACUAAAACAACAAUAAAAUAAUAAAAAAGUGAA
Molecule: messenger RNA, 5417 nt
Organism: Symphalangus syndactylus (siamang)
Lineage: Eukaryota; Metazoa; Chordata; Mammalia; Primates; Hylobatidae
Gene: ADGRF1
Product: adhesion G protein-coupled receptor F1
Biological process (GO): adenylate cyclase-activating G protein-coupled receptor signaling pathway; energy reserve metabolic process; cell surface receptor signaling pathway
Cellular component (GO): cytoplasmic vesicle; plasma membrane
Molecular function (GO): G protein-coupled receptor activity
Source: RefSeq, a predicted model, not a curated record